Messenger RNA from Oikopleura dioica, 894 nucleotides. The record is from the annotation of a GenBank genome assembly. Lineage: Eukaryota; Metazoa; Chordata; Appendicularia; Copelata; Oikopleuridae.
AUGCGGCUGGAUUUCGAAGCGAGAAAAAAAUUUUACGAAAAAGAACUUGCUUCUGGAGAAAUUUUUGAGUCCAAUGGAGACCUUUUUCUCUCAGCAACAGCGACAAGAGAAGGCAUGGAAAAGCUCAAGAAUACUGAAUUUCCUGAAAACUCUGUGACGGUGUUAGGUUUUCCGAAAUCGGGGUGUCAUUUGAUGAUGUCGAUUUUGGACGCAAUCGGGGUAACGAGGUUGGAAGCGCUUUUGCCAAAUGAUAAAGUCUUCUUUUUUCCAAUGGAGUUUACACCAAAUGUUGCUGCUUUGGACGAGCAAAUUGCUGCGAUUCGUCGAAACCCUGAUCUUGUUCAUACGACACAUUGCCAUGUUCACCCGGGAAAUUUUCCGCUUGGGCACAAGGGAAAAAUCAUCUUUGUCGAGCGAAAUACUCCAGCUAUUGCCGUCUCCGCUUUUCAUUUCUUCAAAAAACUUCCUUUCCUCGAAGCGUACAUAAAACAAAACCAAAUUGACGAAGACAUCAACAAAUUUGCUCGAUUCAUGUUCGACGGAAAAAACUACAUCGGCCACCCAGAGGACUACAAUCAACAAUGGAAACGAUUUGCGAAGCAACAUCCUCAACUCAAAAUUGAAUUUUUUAAAUUUGAGGAUGUCAUGGCGGAUAAAGAAAAAGAAAUAGCAAGACUGUUGGAUUUCCUUGAAAUCAAAAAUUCUGACGUGUCCGAAAUUGCCGAAAAGAGCGGUAUUCAAAAAGCGCGCGAAACACGAAAAACAGCAGCCGACAGGAAAGGGAUGAAAUUCGACGAAGACGUCAUUUUUCGCUCAGGAACUACAAAUGGAUGGAAAGAAGAGUUUUCGAAAGAAACAAUUGCUUACUAUGAAUCUCUGCAAAAUCAAAAUUAA